AUGGGGCGCAUUGCGCGGCUGGAGCUCGAGAACUUCAAGUCGUACGGCGGCGCGCACGUGGUGGGGCCCUUCCAGCGCUUCACGGCGCUGGUGGGGCCCAACGGCAGCGGCAAGAGCAACCUCAUAGACGCCAUCUCGUUCGUGCUGGGCGUGCACUCGCGCCAUUUGCGCUCGACGCAGCUCAAGCACCUGAUCCACAAGGCCCCAAGUGACGACGACACAACCAGCGCCCGCGCCGCCGCCGUCACGCUCGUCUACGAGCUGGCGGACGGCGAGGCGCCUCCCUCCGCCUCUCAAAAGAAGGUGCGGUUCACGCGCCUCAUCUCGGAGAAAGGUGUGGGCUCGUACCGCAUCGACGCGCGCGACGUCAGCGCCGAGACGUACCAGGCGCAGCUCAAGGAGCUCGGCAUCCUGGUCAAGGCGCGCAACUUUUUGGUCUUCCAGGGGGACGUCGAGAGCAUCGCCAGCAAGAGCCCGGACGAGCUCACCAAGUUCUUCGAGCAGAUCUCCAUGUCGGACGAGCUCAAGGCCGAGCCAGGCUCAGAAAAAGAAAAGCUCUCACAGCAGCUGGACCGAGUCACAAACAAGCUGCGCGACCUGAAAGGCGACAAGCGGCAGUCGCAGGCAGAAGCGCGCCAGGCAGAGACACUGGAGACGCUGAAAAGAGUGUACCCCGGUGUUCGUGGCCGCCUCGUAGAUCUGUCCAAGCCGAUCCAACGCAAGUACAACAUGGCCGUGACCGUGGCGACUGGAAAGCACAUGGAUGCAAUUGUGUAUCUCCGUGAGUCUCGUGCAGGUAGCGCGCAGUUUAUUCCUCUGGAUAAGAUCCGUGUAAAGCCUAUCAAUGAGCGCUUUCGUGGUCUGGGCUACAAUAUCAAGAUGGUCGUCGACGUGAUUGAAUGCGACGCGGAGAUUGAGCCGGCGUUGCACUAUGCAGUUGGUGAUACUGUUGUAUGUGACUCUAUUGACAUCGCCCGGGACCUGUGCUUCCAUCGGAACGAGAAGGUGAAAGCUGUGACAUUGGACGGAAUGGUGGAGGUGGGGGCCUUGCAGCAACAAAAAGAUGAUCUCAUCGACACAAUCCGCGCAAUGGAGCGGCAUGGUGCUUCGUACGCAAAGUUGCAAUCGUUACGGACACAACUGGAGGGGUUGAGAAGCCGACUCAGUCAUGCUAAGGCAGACUUGGUGAUUACUGAAACAAAACGACCAAAGAUUCAAGCGCGAAUUGAUGAGGCCAAGAAGCGAAUGGCCGAGAUCAUCGAGCCUGAGCUUCAGAAAUAUGGAGGGGCGGUCAGCUCUCGUAAGGGUAGCAUUGCGGCGUUGCAGGAGCAAAUCAAUGGGGUAGAGGACGAAAUGUUUGCAGAUUUCAGCGAGGCUGUUGGUGUCGAGAGCAUUCGAGUCUAUGAAGAGAAGGUGUUGAAGCGACACCACAAGGCAAUAGAGAUGCGGCGCAAAAUUACGGAGCAUGAAGCCAAACUCCGUGCUCAGAAGGAAAGGAAGGAGCAAGAAGGACUACGCAAGAACUUGUCAGCAAAGGUGGAGGAGCUUGAGAAGGAGCUUCGGGAAAUCGGCAGCAAGAAAGCCAAAUACGAAGAAAGAAAGGGCAAAAUUCAAAGAAGAAUUGCUUCGGAGGAGAUCGUACUGGAGCGCCUGAAGGAUCACAAGACGGGGAUUUUUAAGCGGGCGUCGCUGGAUCAGGUCACACUACCAACUAUUGCUUAUCAAUCCUCAAACGGCACCGAAGAUGUCGAGAUGGAAGAAGCCAAUGCGACCGUGAUCGACUCGACGUACAAGCAGCUUGCGAAGAACUCCAAGCACCCUCUGGGAGCCACGGCGUACUUGAAUCUGGAGAACGCCGAGGAGCCCUACCUGAACGGAAUGAAGUACAAUGCGAUGCCCCCGAUGAAGCGCUUCCGCGAGAUGGAACAAUUGUCAGGUGGCGAGAAGACCGUUGCUGCUCUAGCUCUCCUCUUCGCGAUCCACAACUACCGUCCGUCUCCAUUCUUCGUGCUCGACGAAGUGGACGCCGCACUGGACAACGCGAACGUGAACAAGGUGUCGACGUACAUUGCCAAUUGCGACUUCCAGUGCGUGGUGAUCUCGCUAAAGGACUCAUUCUACGAGAAGGCUGACGCGCUCGUCGGCGUCUGCAAGAACAUCACGCUGCAACAAUCCAAGUCGAUGACGCUGGAUCUCACCAAGUUUGACUAA
Molecule: messenger RNA, 2211 nt
Organism: Phytophthora sojae
Lineage: Eukaryota; Oomycota; Peronosporomycetes; Peronosporales; Peronosporaceae
Product: structural maintenace of chromosomes ABC transporter
Exons: 7
Coding region: 1-2211 (736 amino acids)
Biological process (GO): sister chromatid cohesion
Cellular component (GO): cohesin complex; nucleus; chromosome
Molecular function (GO): protein binding; ATP binding; DNA binding
Source: RefSeq, a predicted model, not a curated record